Molecule: messenger RNA, 7226 nt
Organism: Cinclus cinclus
Lineage: Eukaryota; Metazoa; Chordata; Aves; Passeriformes; Cinclidae
Gene: GFPT1
Product: glutamine--fructose-6-phosphate transaminase 1
Exons: 20
Coding region: 37-2136 (699 amino acids)
Biological process (GO): fructose 6-phosphate metabolic process; carbohydrate derivative biosynthetic process; UDP-N-acetylglucosamine metabolic process
Molecular function (GO): L-glutamine:D-fructose-6-phosphate transaminase (isomerizing) activity; carbohydrate derivative binding
Source: RefSeq, a predicted model, not a curated record
UGCCAGAGACAGCGCGGCUGUGGAGCGGAACGCACCAUGUGCGGUAUCUUUGCUUACCUGAACUAUCAUGUGCCCCGAACGAGGCGGGAGAUCCUGGAGACCCUCAUCAAGGGCCUGCAGCGCCUGGAGUACCGGGGCUAUGACUCUGCAGGUGUUGGACUGGACGGUGGAAAUGACAAAGACUGGGAAGCCAAUGCUUGCAAAAUUCACAUUAUCAAACAGACGGGGAAAGUGAAGGCUCUGGAUGAAGAGGUUCACAAGCAACAGGACAUGGACCUGGACAUCGAGUUUGAUGUUCACCUGGGGAUCGCCCACACGCGCUGGGCUACGCACGGUGAGCCCAAGCCUGUCAACAGCCACCCUCAGCGCUCGGACAAGAACAAUGAGUUCAUCGUCAUUCACAAUGGCAUCAUCACCAACUACAAGGACCUGCAGAAAUUCCUGGAGAGCAAGGGCUACGACUUCGAGUCGGAGACGGACACGGAAAGCAUUGUCAAGCUGGUCAAGUACAUGUAUGACAACCGCGACAGCGACGACAUCAGCUUCUCCACGCUGGUGGAGAGGGUCAUCCAGCAGCUGGAAGGUGCUUUUGCCCUUGUGUUCAAGAGUGUUCAUUACCCUGGGCAGGCAGUUGGUACCAGGCGAGGCAGCCCCCUGCUCAUCGGUGUGCGCAGCGAGCACAAGCUCUCCACCGACCAUAUCCCCAUCCUGUACCGCACAGCUGUACCAUCUAUGGAUCAUUCUUUUGAUGGAAUAUCCAUAAAAAUGGAGGAAGGGAAAGACAAGAAGGGGAGCUGCAACCUGUCCCGAGUGGACAGCACCACCUGCCUCUUCCCCGUGGAGGAGAAAGCUGUGGAAUAUUACUUUGCUUCUGAUGCCAGUGCUGUCAUCGAGCACACCAACCGCGUGAUCUUCCUGGAGGACGAUGACGUGGCGGCCGUGGUGGACGGGCGUCUGUCCAUCCACCGCGUCAAGCGCACGGCCGGCGACCACCCGGGCCGGGCUGUGCAGACCCUGCAGAUGGAGCUGCAGCAGAUCAUGAAGGGUAACUUCAGCUCAUUCAUGCAGAAGGAAAUAUUUGAACAGCCAGAAUCUGUUGUUAAUACAAUGAGAGGAAGGGUCAACUUUGAUGACUACACUGUGAACCUGGGUGGGCUGAAGGAUCACAUCAAGGAGAUCCAGAGGUGUCGGCGUUUGAUCCUCAUCGCCUGUGGCACAAGUUACCAUGCAGGAGUGGCAACCCGCCAGGUGCUGGAAGAGCUGACUGAGUUACCUGUCAUGGUGGAGCUGGCCAGUGACUUCCUGGACAGGAACACCCCUGUGUUCAGGGACGACGUCUGCUUCUUCCUCAGCCAGUCAGGGGAGACAGCAGACACUCUGAUGUGCCUUCGGUACUGCAAGGAGAGGGGAGCCCUGACCGUGGGCAUCACCAACACCGUGGGCAGCUCCAUCUCCCGUGAGACCGACUGUGGUGUGCACAUCAACGCCGGCCCUGAGAUCGGCGUGGCCAGCACCAAGGCCUACACCAGCCAAUUCGUGUCCCUCGUGAUGUUUGCCCUGAUGAUGUGUGACGACAGGAUCUCCAUGCAGGAGCGGCGCAAGGAGAUCAUGCGGGGUCUGAAGGGACUGCCAGAUUUGAUUAAAGAAGUGCUGAGCAUGGAUGAUGAGAUCCAGAAGUUGGCCACAGAGCUGUACCAUCAGAAGUCUGUCCUCAUCAUGGGACGUGGCUACCACUAUGCCACAUGUCUGGAGGGAGCUUUGAAAAUUAAAGAAAUCACCUACAUGCACUCAGAAGGGAUCCUGGCUGGGGAGCUGAAGCAUGGCCCCCUGGCCCUGGUGGACAAGCUCAUGCCUGUGAUCAUGAUCAUCAUGAGAGACCACACCUAUGCCAAGUGCCAGAAUGCUCUCCAGCAGGUCAUUGCACGACAGGGCCGACCUGUGGUGAUUUGUGACAAGGAGGACAUCGAGACCAUUAAGAACAACAAAAGAACAAUCAAAGUUCCCCACUCAGUGGACUGUCUGCAGGGGAUCCUGAGUGUGAUCCCCCUCCAGCUGCUGGCCUUCCACCUGGCUGUACUCAGGGGCUACGAUGUUGAUUUUCCAAGAAAUCUGGCCAAGUCCGUAACUGUAGAGUGAAAGAUCAUCUGAAUCAUAGGGGCAAAGGGGAAUUAAAUGAAAGACUUUUUUGGUACCAAAAUAACUCGAUUUUAAAGCCCCCUAGGUAAAUCUUAUUUUGGUAAAUUGUUGUUUGUGUAUAAGAUCACCAUAAUUCCAUUACAUUAGUGAUUGUCCAAUUGAUUCCAUGUGCUAUGUCAAUAGCUCUGGGUUUUUUUGAUCAGUAGACUUCCAUGAAAGAUGUUAAAUGAUUUUCCUUAAAGAUUGUUGAGUCUUCUAGGUAAGGGGCCCUCUACUUUACUCUGGGCUGAUGUCAUUGUCUCUUACCCCAUGUGGCUCAUUCCAGUCACUGAUGUGAAACCUCUGAAGGAAUUAAUUAAUGCCCUGCCAUGCUCUCAGGCAGUGAAACAGGACACCAGGACACACAACUGGAACAAGAGUUGGUACUGGUCAUGCUUGUGCAGAUAUUUUACCAGUGAAUGAAACUGCAGGCAAGCCUUUGGGGUAAAUUCCUGCCUCAGGUGCAAAAGAGAAUUCAGCUGAGCUGGCAUGGCCUCCUCCUCUGGGUACUUGGUGAAUGUGCCAAGAGCUGCUCCAAGAGGGUUUUAUCUAUGCCAAAAACAGAGCAAGUGACAAUCUUGUAGCCACGGUGGCCACUGCGCCAUGUGCCCCAGCACAGCCAGUGGGACUGGGAGCUCUGGCUGGCCAGUGGGUGUGAGGGCAAGGAGGAGUGCCCAGGGCUCACUCAGAGCUGUGCCUGCUGCUGCUUGGGGCUUUUUAAAACAAGUGGAAGUUUUCCUGUGCUGAGGAUUUUCCUCUGGAACUGAGAGGCACUGUGCCACACCUGAGUGACCCAGCUGUGUGACACACCUGAGGGACGCAGCUGUGCACACACCUGAGUGACCCAGCUGUGACACACCUGAGUGACCCAGCUGUGUGACACAUCUGAGUGACCCAGCUGUGCCAGACCUGAGUGCCCCAGCUGUGUGACACACCUAAAGGGGAUAAAAAGGCUCCAUAAACAUGACAGAAAUAAAUCUCUCUGUAAUAUUUCUAUAACAAGCUUGAAGAGAAUAAAAAAAUGACACAGAAAAUGUAUCUUCAGGGCUCAAAACCUGACUUUUUCAGCGUCAUCAAAGGGCAGUUAUAUAUUUCCUAAUGUGAAAAGGUGAAUUUCCUCCCAUCUUGCUGGGUUUUGAAUUAGCUUUACACAGGCACUGUAAAACCAUGCCGCAAGGUAUAAAAUGGUGCUGGUGAAUAUUCCAGGUCAUUUACUGCCCCUGAAAAAUGGCUUUAGCCAAUGCAGUGCUUGGGAACUGCCCAGUGCCCCUGCCAACCCCAGUUCCCCUGGCACAGGGUUACACAGUCAUGACACAUGGCUGCCCUGAGCAAGGUAUUCCCAAAGACUCUGUGGCAAUUCUGCUUUGUAUGAACCCACAGAUACUCUUCCACUUCAAUGCAGUGUCAGCUCAAGGCUCAGUUUCAUUAUGAAAAUGAAAUGCUGCAUGCUUGGAAACAGUUUCUCAAAUCUUCUCAAAGUGUAUGUGUUUAUUAAUCUGUCAUAUUUCAACUAUUAAUUUAUGAACAUAUUGUGCUGCCAGUGUCUGUUUAAGAACAAAGUGGUAAAUGCUGCAUUUUAGUUCAGCAAAUGCUUUGUGUGAGGCACUGCCCUGUGAAAGCUGUGCCUCUGCCUAAACAUGACUUGUAGUUCUCCCUGCUUCACUGGAGGAUAAUAAUUAUCCUUAGGGAAAAAACAAGGCUGGGCAAUGUUGGAGGAGACAGUUCCUCCUCCAACUCCUCCCAGCUUGCUUUAGAGAACCUGUGCAGGGCUGGGUCCAGCCUGGCUCUCCUGAGUCCCCCUGGCACAGGAUGUGCAGUGUCCCAUCCUUUGUUCUCAGAACGGGAUCUCAUGUGAAGCAGCCCCACAAUGGAAUUAUUUGAGGCCCUUUUUCUGCUCCUGCAGCCAGCAUUGCUUUUACCCUGCCUUGCACAGAGGGCUGCCCAUGGGCAGGGGGGCAGACACUCCUGUGAACACAAGCUGCUGCUCAGUAGAAGUUUGGUAGUACAGGCUGUUAUAUGUUGGUGAAAGUUGUGUACCAAGAGGACCAAAGAGCAGGAGUCUGAGUUAGAAAUGUCCAAUCUGACAGUGGAGCUGUAGGGGUUAUGCUGAGCUCUCUGGCUUUGUGCUGUGCCAGACAAAUCUUUGUUCCUUGUAGCUGGAGGCAUUGAUGGGGUCAGUAGUGCCCACCCCCUCCUCUUGCCAGCAACUGCCUGUGUAUCAAACUCUGCCUGCCAAAACUGAGGGCUUGGAGCUGUUGCAGUGAGGCUGGUGGGUGCUGUAGGUUCAGUCCCAAAGGAUGCUCUGGAGCACACCUGUAUGAAGAAUUCCUCUGCUAAGCGUGGCAGGGAACCUGUUAAGCAUCUCCUUGUUGUUGUUGUUGUUGCCAUGCAGUGUAAAGUGAGAAUGUACAAAGGACUCUUUUUAGCUUACCGUACCACUUUUUGUCCACGUGUUGCAUUUCUAUGAACAGAUGAUGUUUCUCCUUUCCUUAGAAAACUUCUAGGAUGUCUCGUGGUAUUUAUUAACAGCCAGUCAGUCUUCUGCUCUCUCAGAUGAAUGUUUUGCUUACUGAGCCAGUGAAAUUCUCUCCUUCCUCACUGAGGUGUUGAAAAAUUCAGUAGCCCUGUCUCUAAAAUUCAGCCACAGGUAAAUACAAAAUACAAAUCAAGGCCUUUGCCACCUAGAAUAGCAACUCCUAUUCCUGCCCACUUUGGUCACAGUUUAUUUUGUUGUGAGUAACUCUGUUCCUCACCUGCAGAGACUCAGGGGGAAGCUCUGAGGUCUUGAGAGGUAAAUAAUUUGGUAAUUAAAACAAAGACCAGAGAGCUCCCAGCUCAGCACAUUUCUGCCUGGAAGUUCUCAGACAGAUUCCACACACAUGGAAAUUAGGCUGCACAUGGAAUAUGCUGCAGCCAGAAAAAUUCUUCCCCCCCCAGCUCUGCUGCAGAAGGGCUCUGGGCAGUUUUCUCCCAGAUUUGUCAUAGACAGCACUCAGUGCACAUUCUUACCAAGAGCCCAUCAGUGCCUGGGGGCUGUCCCUGGGCAGGGCCAUCUCCUGUGUGACGUGGGGAAACCCUUCUGUCCAAAAAGCUGCCUGGAUAUCCUGUGUUGGGUCAGGCACAAGCCCCUGUGCUGAGAAAGCCAAAACAUCACCCAGAGCCUUUCCCAGCCACGUGGAAUGGAGCUCAUGGGCCUCACACAGAACCCUCAGUCUGGAGCCUUAAGCCCAGCCCAGACACAGAGGUCUGCUUGAGCUGCAGAGUGAAGCCUCUACAGGCACAAAUCAAACCCACACCUGUGCAGAACUGGGCCUUUCUCCUCUCUGGCUGUCCCUAGAAGUCCUUGAUGCCAUGAUCAGGUGCCUGGUGGCCGUGUUGGAUGGAGGGAGGUUGAAAUUAAGUAGCUUAAGUAUCAGGUCACUGUUUAGCUGUGGCUAAUUUUAGAUCCUACCUGAAUGUACCAAACUUGCCUCAAAGAAUGGAGUCCCUCCUCACCAGAAACGGAGAAGAAACAAGUAUUUGGGUUGAAAAAAAAAAAAAAAAAGGAAAGAAAACUCUUUGCCUUCAAUUCAAUUUCUGUAAAUAGACAUUUGAGUGGCAAACCCACGUUUCCUCCCUUGUAGAUUCUCUGCCUCUGCUGUACAUAUCCAGCUGGCUUGGGUUGUGGGGACCAGACUGAACUGUGUUUCUGUUGUGUGCUGUAUGCAGAAGAUGUCUUACUUUUGUCUGUAGUGUUCUAUAAUUUGGGUUUUGUCUCUUUGCUUACUUUUUUUGUAUCUCACCCUUUGAAUAAAAUCAAGUGCCCUACAUUCAACAAACAGAAUUACUGGUCUUUAGUUAAAUCCAUUGAAAGCAGAGGUAACCCCUGUGGAAGUUAAGGGCUGGAUGUACAAAGCAGAAAACCUCAGGGCUUAACUCUCCCCUCUCCUGACCAGAAAGGCUGUUUUCAGGUCAGAGAUUCAGCCUGUAUUUCAUCUCUCAUGUUUCACCUGCCCUUUCCUAACUGUGUUUUUUUCCUCUCUACAAGAAAGCCCGUGAAAUCCCCCUAAGGUAGAGCUGCUUCUGUACCUCAAUUCUUAUUGAAUCACCUUAUUUAAUCACCACAGAGACAGCUGCAGUCAGCACAGCCCAUACAUGACCCAUGCUCAGUGAGUGUAACCCACAUUCCACAGAUUCUGAAAUUCAGCUUUUCCAAGGAGGAGCCCUGUUUGGGUGAGGCUGAGCUGGGAGCACGAGGGUCAGGUCAGACCAGUGCUGGGGACUUAGGGCUAAAACACACCUGGCUGGCUUUGUGAGGAAAUCCCAUGGUGACAAAACGCUGUCUGGAAUUCACCCUCUUCCUCUUGGAUUCAUUUCCUUAGGGAUCUUUGCCUCUCCAGGGCAGCAGCAUCAAACUUCAGCCUUUAUUAUCUUAGACAAAAGCAGCAGCUCAGGCUUCUCCUCUCAGUGACCUUCCCCAUACAAAAAACAGCCUGAAGGGUCCCCAGGCUCCUCUCUUUAGGGCUUAGAACUUGCAGUGUGGCCAUGGGAGCACAAAGAAAGGUGGGAGCAGGAUUGCACAGAAACCUUCAGUCCUGCCCAUAUUGUCUCGUACAAGCUGAUAAAUAAACCCUAGAAACCAAGGGAGACUUCCAGACAGGCAUAAGGAUUUGGUUUGAAUAAAUGGCUUUACACUGACUGCUCCAGAAUGGUGGAGAAGCAGCACCUGUUCUGUUCCUUGUCCGGGACAGGUAAAAGCUAUUGUUAAUUACAAUAAUCUUGCUAAUUGCCCUUCCCAGAAAGACAUAGCCACGCCCAGCUCAUGGGGUGAGGACACAGCUGAUGACAGAGCCACCCUCCUGUGCACAGGGAGGAGCAGGAGACGCUGGGAGUCCCUUGGGAGCAGCACCCCUGACCUGGGGAGCUGUGGCUCCGGAGCCCUGGGUGCUCUCAGCAGCGCCCCAGGAACCAUCCCCAGGGCCAGAACAACAUCUCUGGGGUCACAGCAGCCCCUCAGCUCUUGCAGCAUCAGCCAGGGGGCUUUAAGGGCCUCAGCUUUAGUGACAGCUGAC